AGCCUGGAUGGUUAGUAUUUUCCGGGUUCAAAAUCGAGACAUGUAGCAGCGUUGUAGAUUUAAAGAAGACUGUAUGCCACGGGGUUGGAAGGUCCUGGAUGUUUAGUUGGAGGCUGUUGCUGAGCAACGGCCGCUGCCAUGACUCUAUGCUGCAUGAAGCAGGCGGUCGCUGCCGCGCAGUGCGGGCGGUGUGGCCCGGGGUGCAGCGUCACCGGUCUCGUCAUACAUUGGAUGCUGGGUUUAGCUUGCCAGUGCAUGCAGUGGCAGAUCUGUCUGGCUUCCAGAGGGUCGCCAGGAAUAAGCUAUAGCCCAAUGUAUUGCAUCCCCAGUGUGAAUCCUGGCGUGAGAUGCUGCAAGGACGCGCUUGUUGCAACGACCCCUUGGCGCCCUGUGGCAAUGGCUGCCCCACGUGAUCAGCCGCUUAUCGAUAACCGUUUGGUCCCGCACCUCCGCGGCUUUCAUCAUAAUUCAUAAUCAUCAUCCAUCACGACCCCUCCCAAAGUCUCAUGAUGGCGGAUUCAGAACCGACCGUGCUUCGCAAGGAUCAAUUGGAGAUCAGCUUACAUAAUGAGAAGAAACUGAUCAAGGAGGGGACCAUCAAGGAUGACAAUCCUCUGGAUCUCAGUGAGCCGUUUCGGGAACUCUGCAAUGCUUGUCGUAAGGGGGAUCUG
Molecule: messenger RNA, 671 nt
Organism: Aspergillus steynii IBT 23096
Lineage: Eukaryota; Fungi; Ascomycota; Eurotiomycetes; Eurotiales; Aspergillaceae
Exons: 1
Coding region: 139-474 (111 amino acids)
Source: RefSeq, a predicted model, not a curated record